Molecule: messenger RNA, 1611 nt
Organism: Anopheles moucheti
Lineage: Eukaryota; Metazoa; Arthropoda; Insecta; Diptera; Culicidae
Exons: 2
Coding region: 336-1565 (409 amino acids)
Source: RefSeq, a predicted model, not a curated record
AAUCAAAUUUGUGCUGCAAAUAUGGCAUAAUAUUACGUCUGCAAGGACACGUGCCUCACUCUUCUCGUACCGUCGUGAUCGCAACAACCCAUCGGUGCACGACCUAGUGUUUGAUUUUGCGACAUAAAUGGUAUUCAAUCGGCGUUUGUUGAGCAUGUAGGCUUCGGCUGCUGCUCAAACCGUGUAAAAUUUUGACUUGUGAAAACAUAACAACUUUUCUUUUGUGCACCGAACAGCCAACAUUACUAUUACAACAUUUGUGCGCUAGUGAAAAUAGCAUUCAAAGCCGCAAUUAACUCGACCGCCAAAUAAACUACACAAAGCUGUUUUAAACCAUGAGCAAAGAAAAGAUUUGGAAGGGAUUCGACCAGCUUCUGGUUUCUUCCUCUGUAGGGCAUAGAAGAUCAUGGAGAAGACAGCAAAGGUCGCGUCCCAAUAAAAACAACAGCUUAAUAUAUAUGCGAGAUCAGGAUGAUGGAUGGCAGAUAGAUGACCAUUCAGAUGAAGACACGACUUGCAGUGGAAGGCAUGAAAGUGAACCGUUGUCCUCAACGAUUACACCAUCCGUGCCGCCAUCAUUAAAUCCGGCCGAAUUCACGAUUAGUCGCAAAAAUGAGUCCGAUUCUGAGAUAGAGCAGUUAUCGGAAGAUGGCUGCCAGCCCCAGUACGCAACCACAUCUGAGUCUUCCGAUUCAGACGAUUGUCUUGCUAUUAAUUGUACCAAGAGCAGAAUGACGAAGUUACAAUUUGUUGACACAAAUCCUUUGAAACGACGAAGAAUUACGGAUGAUAUGGACGUUUCUUCCGUUGCCGGUUCGUGCCGAGCUAAGAACCGUCCGUUCAAGGAUGCCACUAGUCCAAAGCAAUUCAAAUCAAUUUCAGUGCUCAAUCGCAGCAGAGCUUCAGUUGGAUUAAACAACAGUGUGGUUAGUACUACCGGGAAUAAAUCCACGCAUGGUUGGAAGUCUUUUGAUACAUCGUUUACGGACCAACAAGAGGCAAGCGAUAUAGAAGAGUUGCCUUCUUCGCCUGAGAGUUCGCGUACGGUACCGCUCAACAUUGAGGAGUUACCACCUUCAGCUGACGAAAGCAGUUACAUAAAUCGAAGUGCAUUGCAAGAUUCAUCCACUACUCCUCCCUCGAAGUCAUUUUAUGUCGCAACGCCAGCCACUAAAAAUAAAAACCAUCCCAAAAGUUCGCCUUUGGGAGCACUGGAAAUGGUACUGCAUGAUCGAAGUUCCCGACAAUAUCUCUGGCAGCAUGCGAUAACGUCCGGUACGGUCCAACCGGAUCUCAUUAUAAAACUAGAUUCCAUCGAACGAAUUUUCGGUCGCGUAAUGCUACGAUUCUUCACCACCACAACCGAAACGGACGAUUGCGUUCAGGAGCAGAUCGAAAACAUCAUCUUCCUGGAUCAAGGCGAUAAGCAGUUAAAAUCGAUUCACGCCGGAAUGGACCUAGCGCUGGAAGUAGACGAACGUAUAAUGCCUCACCGCGUUUCCAACAACAAACUGGUACACCUUGGCGUAACGAAACUGUGUCCUUUGCCAUUAACCACCAAAUAAAGAAGCACACACACAGCACACCGGGCGAGUUUUAGCUUUCUCUCCA